UUUCAAAAUGGCUGCGCCCUUGAGGCGUGUAUUUGCCAAACAUGCCGCUGAUUUUCGUGAUUUUAUGUGUGACAUGCCCUUGUCAUCUGUGUUACCUUUUUGUAGUCGAUGCUCUGAAAGGAUGUACUCAUCAAUAAUUCUGAAAAGAUGUGGUGUUCCCAAUAUGAGUACACUUACUGGACGUUCGAACUUCAAACUCGUCACAAACUGUCGAAAUGCGAGUUUAUUUCACGUUGACCGUGGUCCCUACUCACACGCAAAACAAAAGUAUGGAAAUAAACAGAACAAUGUCUCGGUCUCCAACAAUAUCAUGCAGGCAGCUAAUGUCAGUGUUCAGAGAAACUUUGCAUCACUUAUAUGUCGGAGAAAUGAGACAACUGUGUCUGUGAUAUCGACCAUUCUUCACAAACAGUCCGGCACCGAUUGUAGAAGAUUAAAAGUUGAUGUUUUAUGUAAAAACAUAAACAGUGGUGCUGGGAAACAACUGAAAGAAGCAACAACCUCGUCCCCGAAGGAGAACAUUUACACAAUUCCAAACUUGCUGACAGUGGGACGUAUGUUAUCGGCGCCAUUUCUUGGAUACAUGGUGAUGAGUGAGAACUUUGAGUGGGCACUAGGACUCUUUGCCUUUGCUGGUGUCAGUGAUUUGUUGGAUGGUUACAUUGCCAGAAACUUCAAGAAUCAAAACUCCAUCCUGGGUUCUGCCUUAGAUCCCAUGGCCGACAAAAUACUUGUCAGUGUCCUGGUUCUAACACUGACGUCGGUCAACCUUAUACCUUUGCCUCUAACAGCAUUAAUAGUAGGGCGGGACGUGGCUCUCAUUGCUGCAGCCUUCUACCUUAGAUACAUCACACUGCCUCCUCCGAAAACAUUAUCAAGAUAUUUUGAUGUGACACUAGUCUCAGCAAAGUUGGAACCAUUUUUGAUUAGCAAGUGGAACACAGCAUUUCAGCUCUCUCUCGUGGCCUUCACCCUGGCUGCGCCUGUCUUCAACUAUGUUGAUCAUCCCCUGCUGCAGGGACUAUGGUAUCUAACGGGGUCCACAACGUUCAUCUCGGGUGUGCUGUAUGUGGUCUACUGGAGAGACAGUGUCAAGAUACUGAAUCAGGGCAAGAAGUGAGGUGCAUCGUGGGUACAGUUGGUCAUGUGGUAUCCUGGAGAAUAUGGUGACGUGAACCAUACCGUUGUGUGAUUCUGAUAGCAUAGAGAUGACAUGGUGUCAUACUCACAACCGUGAGGACAUCCUGAUGACAUUUUAAGUCAAAGUCAUUUCGCAGAAACAGUGAUAUAGAUUUUUACUGAUGACAUGAUUUCAUACCUAUGAUAACCUAAUUAGCACCACACAACUAUUAAUGCUUAUAACUGCCCCCAUAUUCGUGACCAAUUCAUGUUAUUCCGAGACAAGCCGAAUAGCGACUCGUGGCUAUUUUUGUGACUGGGUUCCAUUUAAGUGCAAACGGGCAUAGUGAAGAGAAUUGUCAACUCAGUGCGUAAUGAUUCACAUAUAUUUUCCCUUGUCAUGUAUAUUCGAGAUGCUGUUGAAGACACAUCAAGAAUUACGGUAUUUAUACAGUAUGACUUAACACAUUUUACUGUAUCUCGGGUGCAUUUUAGAUGCAAGAGAGGUGUAAAAUCGUAAUUUAUAACAUUUCUAACAUUCGUCGAUAGGGGGGCGAGUCUUCUUGCAGGUUACGAGUAGUGACGAAUCUGCCCCCGACUAUUUUUAGAGUACAGCGCUAUGGGAGUGCAGAAUGUAAGAUUGUGCGAAUGGUAAUGAUAACACAAAAUCUACAUAAGUUUAUCUCCAAUUUAAGCAGCACAGUCCAAGAGAGGAUCCAGAUUAUCAUCCAUUUAGCUUCUGAUUUGGUUAAAAACUCAAGAGUGCCAAUAACAUUGAUUUCUGAAUGUGUCAUUGACGUACAUGGUUCUACAGUUCGUCUGAUGGCAUUAAGGCACCAUGUGGAUCGUGAUGCCAUGAUGGCGCCAUGUUCCAUGGUUCUUCAGUUCGUCUGAUGGCAUUAAGGCACCAUGUGGAUCGUGAUGCAUGGAUGGCGCCAUGUUCGAUGGUUCUACAGUUCGUCUGAUGGCAUUAAGACACCUUGUGGAUCGUGAUCCAUGGGUGGCGCCAUGUUCCAUGGUUCUACAGUUCGUCUGAUGGCAUUAAGACACCUUGUGGAUCGUGAUGCAUGGGUGGCGCCAUGUUCCAUGGUUCUACAGUUGGUCUGAUGGCAUUAAGGCAGCAUGUGGAUCUUGAUGCCAUGAUGGCGCCAUGUUCCAUGGUUCUACAGUUGGUCUGAUGGCAUUAAGGCAGCAUGUGGAUCGUGAUGCCAUGAUGGCGCCAUGUUCAUAACUGUAUUGUUUGUGGCAGUCAGGAUUGACAAGAUCAGCCAUAUUUGUUGAGGACAAUUACUCUGUUUACAUGGACAUGUUGACAGAUUAUCGAGAGGUGUGCGUGCUUGUUGAUGGGAAGACUUGUAUACAAAAUUAUAAUGAAUGACAGGUAGCUAUUGUUUUAAUGAAGCUUUCAUUCUCAUUGCAGGUAGGAAAUAAAUAUUAUUUAUUAGAGAUGUGGAAUUUGACAGAUGUAUGUUUUUUUGAUACUCCACACAAGUUGUGUUUCAACACUGAGAACUAUUUUCUAAGAAGUGCUGCAUUAUACACUACAGCAGAAAAAUGUUCUUAUUGUUUUAAGACAAUUAUUAUGUUUAGAUUAUUGCAUUUAUGGGUUCCAUUUAUAUCCCAGCAAACCUUGUUUCUCUGUUUGGCUGCUCUUUGUGCAUCUUGCAUCUUGCAUCUUGCAUCGUGCAUCUUUUCAUACCAAAACUUAUUUUGUUUGCUUAAAGUUUUUAUGUUUCGAAAAUUGUCUUGCAGUUGUUUUUGUUAUGUUAGAAUUUUUUAAACACGUAUGUUCUUUUACCGGUGUAGCCUCAACACCGGUCUGACCUCCGUCCUGCCAACAAUAUUUUGGGUUUUCUGAAAAGAUAUUAAUGGAUAUUUGCCUAAUUUGUUUAUGAGGGCAUGGUGGAUCUUUAUUAGGUCGAGUUGUGUCCCUUACCCUCAAAGAAACCAACAGCUUGUGAGUAAAUCCUAAAUCAGAACCAAAUCUUCCUGCUGUUCCUGCUUGUGGGUUUCGUUGUGCAGAGUUAUUUCCCUUACUUGUGCCAGGAUCCAAAUAUUGUGUUGCUAAUAUUCCAGAUUUUACAGCACUAUAAAUGUCCCCUUGAGUUUUACUGAAUGGUAAAAGCCUACAACCUGCAUAACUUUAUGCUUUACUCAACAGUCCAACUGACUCUGCUUGAUGUCAUAUAAUUGACAUACUGUUCAACCAGGGGCGGUCGGGUAGCCAAGUGGUUAAAGCGUUCGCUUGUCAAACCGAAGACCCGGGUUCGAUUCCCAACAUGGGUACAAUGUGUGAAGCCCAUUUCUGGUGUCCCCCGCAGUGAUAUUGCUGGAAUAUUGCUAAAAGCAGCAUAAAACCAUACUGACUCACUGUUCAACCCUCUCAAACUGCUGUUAAGUAAUUUAGACAAUUAUUGGUGGAUUAACAUUGGCAAAAUUUAAUGCUAAGACAUGUCGUUACAUAUGCAAAGGUUACAUCUGGUUUCUGGUUUCCAAAUAAGAACAAAUCUAGAUGGUACCGUAUUACCGUAUUCGACGUAAUAAGCGCCCUGAUCUAUUAAGCGCCCAUGGUGAUAUUUGCUAACAUAUUGGCAAGUGAACAAUCCCAAUAAGCGCCCCUUUCAUUUCAUCAGUGUAUACAAAACUUACUUAUUCAAGUAUAAAAUGCACUCGUGAGUUCAUAAUGGGCAAUUAAAUUCUGGAUAAAUAUACAUGUAUCACAGAAACAUAGAUAUUUAAGUUAAUACAUGCAAGCAUUAUCAUUUAUAUCUAAAGUGGUAAAAAAAUUAGAGCGUUCGUUUUCUGCGUUCGCCAAACCACAAACUUAACGAUCUUUCAAUUCUGUUUUUUUUUGUUCACCAAAAAUAUAUUUCAAUAACCCCCCCCUUUUUCUUAUUUUGAGAGUGCCCUGGGCACUUAUUACGUCAAAUACGGUAAGUCGAUUUUUCUAGCAAGCCAAAAUGUUAAGGUGAAAGGUCAAAUCACAAUUUCUGCAUAAACUGCUUUUAGAGAGUUUAGGAAUUGUCAAGCAUAGUUAAAUCUGUCCAUUUCAUGUGGGUCCGAGGAGACAUGAUGGCUUCCCACAAAAGGAGCACAAAUCUGACAUUUAUAUUUUGUAUGUCUUUUUUUGUAAGAUGAAGACUGAAGCUGUAUGAUGAUAUUAGCAUCAUACUGUUGUUGCAGUAGUUAAUCGGAGUGGUGUGAUUGCGAUAGUUGCAUAUUAUGUUAUGAACAUGCUUCUCAAAGCUGAGGUAUUCUGUGACUAUAAAAUAUUCUUAUUCUGCAAUGGUGCUUCAUAAUGGUGAUCCUAUUAAAAUAACAAUCAAACACAA
This is a messenger RNA of Haliotis rufescens (red abalone), 4451 nucleotides long. RefSeq names its product cardiolipin synthase (CMP-forming)-like. The record is from RefSeq and is a predicted model, not a curated record. Bases 8 to 1120 code for a protein of 370 amino acids. Gene Ontology annotation, cellular component: membrane; mitochondrion. Lineage: Eukaryota; Metazoa; Mollusca; Gastropoda; Lepetellida; Haliotidae. Gene Ontology annotation, molecular function: cardiolipin synthase activity. The transcript is spliced from 7 exons. Gene Ontology annotation, biological process: cardiolipin biosynthetic process.